AAUUCCACUGCUUACUUCGUCUCGACCCUUCUUCAUUAGUCUUCACUUAAAGCAGGCUUUCAAGAAUUCCAUAGCAGCUCUCUAAUUUUCUCCCGUGCCACUCUCCUUUGUUAUCCUCACAGCAUUUAGCCAAUUGGGUUUUCCAUUUCCUCGCAGGAAGUUUAACUACCCCUCGUUCUUUCCUUGAGUGCAUUCAGCUAUCUCACUGGUCCUACCUUGGGAUUUGUCACCUGAAGUUUUUCCUUCCAUGGCUUCGUCUGAGAUUGAGGUCGUAGCAUCACCCAACUCAAGAUCUCAGACAAACAAUGAAGUUGCCAUCGUGGACGUUUACUCUGCUUCUGCUUAUGGGGACUUCCAGAAAGUGAGGAGUUUCGUUGAAGACCAUGGAGCUUCACUUUUGAUUCCUGAUUCCAACGGGUACUAUGCUCUGCAAUGGGCUGCUCUAAACAACUUCUCUGAUAUCGUCCAGUACAUCAUUGAGCAUGGAGCAGACGUUAAUUCCUGUGACAAAUUGCAGCAGACAGCACUUCACUGGGCAGCUGUUCGGGGUUCAAUCAUGGCUGCAGAUGUCCUCCUGCUGAAUGGAGCUCGAGUGGAGGCAGCUGAUAUAAAUGGGUAUCGGGCAGUUCAUGUUGCUGCUCAAUACGGACAAACUGCAUUCUUGAAUCACAUUGUUGCCAAAUUCCAUGCUGACUUUGAUGUUCCUGAUAAUGAAGGGAGGAGUCCUCUUCAUUGGGCUGCAUACAAAGGAUUUGCAGAUACAAUUAGACUUCUUUUAUUCAGAGAUGCAAGCCAAGAAAGACAAGAUAAAGAAGGCUGUACCCCUUUGCAUUGGGCUGCAAUAGGAGGAAACGUGGAGGCAUGCACUGUUCUUGUGCAUGCAGGAACAAAGAAAGAAUUGUUGAUCAAAGACAGUGCCGGUUACACACCUUUUCAACUUGCAACUGAUAAAGGUCAUCGGCAAAUUGCUCAUAUCCUCUCUAAAGCACAACGGACGCAUCGCAGCCACUUGGGAGCAAAAUUUUGUACUUGGAAUAUUGGAAAUUUUGGUUAUGCUCCUAUUUUACUAUGUGUCAUCAUUAUUCUGGUGAUCCUCUUCAUCAACUCAGUUCUUGCAGGCCCAAAUCUUGCGAAGGUUACUGCUGUUAUUGGGCUUUGGGCGUGGACUGCCCUCUGUUUGGCAUUUGUUUCUUUGUUAAUGUUUUAUAGAUGUAGUAGCAAAGAUCCAGGAUAUAUAAAAAGACCCGGAGAGUUGAAUCCUACCAAUACAGAGGAUCCUUUGUUGAGCAUUGAUCUCAACAAUUCUUCAGUGUGGGUGGGGAAUUGGUCUCAACUAUGCCCCACAUGCAAGAUAAUUAGACCCGUUCGUUCGAAGCACUGUCCUACUUGUAACAGAUGUGUGGAACAGUUUGACCAUCAUUGUCCGUGGAUAUCUAAUUGUGUGGGGAAGAGGAAUAAACGGGACUUUUUUGUUUUCAUCUGCUUGGGAACUUUGACAUCAUUCCUUUCUGGCUAUAUUGCCAUACAAAGAAUAUUUACAGUGCCUUCAGCAUUGCCAACUGGAGAAACUUGGUUUCAUCAUGUGGUGGUUCAUUAUCCUGGAAUCAUUACGUUUCUUUUUCUGGAUGCUAUUAUAUUUAUUGCUGCCACAACUUUGACCGUAGCUCAGGCGUCUCAGGUAGCACGAAAUAUCACCACUAAUGAACUGUCAAAUGCCAUUCGCUAUGGUUAUCUUCGUGGUCCAGAUGGGAAAUUUCGGAAUCCAUAUAAUCAUGGAUGUCGAAAGAAUUGCUCUGAUUUCCUCAUUCAAGGCUAUACAGACGACGAGAUUGCUUGGCCUCCAUUACAACGAGCUGUCAGUUAGAUUGAUCUCCAUUGCACAGUUUUACCUAUAUUAGUCACAAGCCUGGACUUGGCAUCUUCAAAUCCUCUUGGAGCUGAUUAUUGGCCAACGGCGUUGUUCGAAAUCCUUCUGUUGUUGAUAUACACGUAUGAAUGAAUUAGAAUGUCCAUGCUGUCUAACUGACAAUGUAAGCCCUGAAAUAGGAUAGAAAUGAAAGGUCAUAGAAAGAUAUUUUUAUAAGUUGAUUACCAAAUAAUGAAGCAACAACUGACUGUAAAAUUCAUUUGGUACAGUUCUCAUGUAACUUGGAAGCUCUAAUUUCACACAUGAGAUUAGAAUCUCCUAUCUUGUUUCUCUAUUAUGGUUGCACAUUGCUUUUGUGGUUU
This is a messenger RNA of Cucumis melo (muskmelon), 2229 nucleotides long. RefSeq names its product probable protein S-acyltransferase 23. Gene Ontology annotation, molecular function: palmitoyltransferase activity; protein binding. Gene Ontology annotation, biological process: protein palmitoylation. Gene Ontology annotation, cellular component: Golgi membrane. Bases 248 to 1864 code for a protein of 538 amino acids. The record is from RefSeq and is a predicted model, not a curated record. Lineage: Eukaryota; Viridiplantae; Streptophyta; Magnoliopsida; Cucurbitales; Cucurbitaceae. The transcript has 14 exons.